AUGGAGCGUGCCAUAGGAGAUAUCAAAAAACAUAUCAACUCCAAGCGUGAUCCAGGUACAAAUGCGGUUAAUGUCAUGAUACAUUUAGCAGCGAUACAGCAUCAUAGACGACUCGAUGAUGUGAAGCCUAUAAUUGAAGACGAAGCAUCAGCUACAUCUCAGCAGCAAAGCAGUGAGGUUCUUGUCGAAUCUGAGGAAUAUGAAAAUGAUGCCGAUUAUUAUGAGGAAAACAGUGAAAGAUGUGAGAUAUGGGGCCCUUAUGAAAGAAAAAAGGUGAGUGAUUUCAAAUACGUCAAGGAAUUGUGA
This is a messenger RNA of Lichtheimia ornata, 306 nucleotides long. RefSeq lists its product as uncharacterized. The transcript has a single exon. Lineage: Eukaryota; Fungi; Mucoromycota; Mucoromycetes; Mucorales; Lichtheimiaceae. The coding region runs from base 1 to 306 and encodes 101 amino acids. The record is from RefSeq and is a predicted model, not a curated record.